Messenger RNA from Racocetra fulgida, 211 nucleotides. Lineage: Eukaryota; Fungi; Glomeromycota; Glomeromycetes; Diversisporales; Gigasporaceae. The record is from the annotation of a GenBank genome assembly.
AUACAUCUCCCGUAACGAUGAUGAACUCUCCAAACUCAAGUCAUCAAAAAUUAAUGGGGCUGUCAGGUCUAAAACAGCAAAAGAAGAUCUUAUAGAAGCGUUAAAAUUGAAGGAGCAAAGAGAAUAUAUUGAAGGAUUUGCUGGUGCAUAUCCAGCUACAGCCAGUAUCGGUGGAUCCCAAAAAACUUCUGAAACUAGGAUAUUAAUUUGA